AUGUCAGAAGACAACUCCAAACAAAUUGCUUGUGAUCGCUGUCACAGACGCAAAGCACGCUGUGACAAAAUUCAACCGGCUUGCUCUUCGUGCAUCAAGGCAGAGACGCAAUGCGUGUACAGCGCUCGAGAUCCGGUCGUGCGCCGUCAGGAUAUGGAAAAGCUGGAAAGAAGACUGCGACAAAUGGAAGCCAAAAAUGACGCUUUAACAAGUCAGCUGCGAGAGGCCAACCUUCGGGCAAAUGCCAGCAACUCACUAGGUGCUGUACGACCAUCCUCCAACAUCCAACGGACCGCGGAACCAACUGCAGGAAGCACCAGCUCCACCAACAACGAAGUGGCAAGUCAAGUUUCAUUCCUCAGUCUGAGUGCUGGUGGGGAGCGACAAUAUCUGGGAUCUGCAAGUGGACUACUCCUUGCCAAUUUGCUUCAGGCUGAUAAUCGUGCCAAAGUCCGAGGCACGCAGGAUGAAGAUCAUUACAAUGCAUCACGCAGAUUCGGUGCCGGUGGUCGUGGAGGCACGUCGACACCAGAUGUCAGUUCUCUACCACCCGAGACACUCGCACGAAGUCUGGUGUCGGCAUACCUGGCCCACGAUCACUUAUGCUAUCCUUUUCUUCAUCCACGAGGGCUAAUAGACAGCCUCGAGUCGAUUUACAGCGAUCAUUCCUUUUACAAAACGCAUCCCGUUGAGGCGUUUACCGUGGAUAUGAUCUUGGCGAUUGCCACGGCGCAAGUCUCUAAGUUUGAUUGGCAAGUCAUGCCCGAUGCUGAGACUCACCAUGACCGAGCAAUGAGCAGGCUCGGUACAGUUCUCAGCAAAGGUGGCAGUGUUGCCUUACAGGCCAUCCUACUGAUCUGCCAAUACCGGAUUGGAAGUGGUCUGUAUGAUGCUUCUGCGAGUUUGUGGCACCUGGUCGGUAUAGCGGCAAGGAUGUGCUUUGAGCUGGGAUUGCAUCGGGAAUCUGUUUACUAUUCUCCGGAAGAUGGCGCAUCCGGAAUCGACGAGAGCGCAUUCGAAGAUUCAGAAGUAAAAAGGAGGUGCUUCUGGUGCGCGUUGGCGAUGGACAGAAUCACGAGUGUCACUCUGGGGAGGCCCCUCGCAAUCCACCUGGACGACUAUGACACCGAAUUGCCACGUUCUGAAGGAAAUCUUGUCGUGAGCCCAGACAACAGUCUCUCCCCUACUGAGCCUAUUGGCAGUCCUCCCUGGCAGCUCAGGACGGCCAUAUUCGUGCAAAUUGUACGCUAUCGCCUGAUCUGCGGGAAGAUCCUGAGUUCCUUGCACAACGUUAUUCGUUCGAGGAUGAGCGUUCCAUACGACUAUGAAAGCACCCGCGGCAUGCUCAUUGAGGAACUCGAAGCCUGGCAUGCCGACACGCUGAUCCUGCCACUCGGAGAGUCACUCGGCGACACGGAUCGAUCCAGCUUUAGGACCCGGGAGUGGUACGACCUUCUUUACCAGAAUGGAAUUCUGAUGCUCUAUCGACCAUCUCCGUCCCUCCACGAUGCUCCUCACAAUCGUGGGACCCUCCAAAGGAUCUUCGAUGCAGCACAAAAGUCUAUCAGCAUCUAUGCGUAUCUUCACAAGUCACGCCGGAUCAACUAUUCUAGCAUCACACUGCACGCGGUCUUCAUUGCAGGGCUUUCUUACAUUUACGCUGUCCGCUCCCAUUUCCAAGGCCGAAGACGACAGCUCAGAAGCAGUAUGAACCUAUUACAACAAGAACCCGGCGCCUGUCUGUCGACGGAUCCAACGAUCAACCAGAUAGUCAACACCACACGCGAUUGUUCGAAUGUCCUGGUCGCCGUUUCGGAAAGAUGGAGUACUGCCCGGAAUGCCCACCACGUAUUUGGCCGGCUUAGCGACGCACUGCUCACCGAUGUGAUUGAGUUUCAGACACAGUCACGAGGUGCAUUUGCUGGCACACCACAAUACAUCAUGCCAAAUCAAAGCCGGGCACAGAACAUGUCAGACAUGGCAAUGGCCCCUACCACGAUGCAACAGCAGUCUUUUUCAUCUAUCACUCCCAAUGGAAUGGAUUUCAGCUACCAGGAAUGUUUUGACGAUCUUCAAAAUCUUUAUACGAGCUAUGACUUUGGCAAUGUCUCCAUGAUGCAAGUCUCGCAAGAUUGGUUGUUUGAGAUUCAGUCUCUGGAUCAAUCUUUGCCUGGAGUGGGAAACUGA
Rhinocladiella mackenziei CBS 650.93 is the source of this 2187-nucleotide messenger RNA. RefSeq lists its product as uncharacterized. Lineage: Eukaryota; Fungi; Ascomycota; Eurotiomycetes; Chaetothyriales; Herpotrichiellaceae. The record is from RefSeq and is a predicted model, not a curated record. Gene Ontology annotation, molecular function: sequence-specific DNA binding; DNA-binding transcription factor activity, RNA polymerase II-specific; zinc ion binding. Gene Ontology annotation, biological process: DNA-templated transcription; positive regulation of transcription by RNA polymerase II. The transcript has a single exon. The coding region runs from base 1 to 2187 and encodes 728 amino acids.